This is a messenger RNA of Fusarium tjaetaba, 1794 nucleotides long. Its product is annotated as phenol 2-monooxygenase. NCBI's taxonomy places the organism in Eukaryota, Fungi, Ascomycota, Sordariomycetes, Hypocreales, Nectriaceae. The transcript is spliced from 4 exons. Gene Ontology annotation, molecular function: FAD binding. The record is from RefSeq and is a predicted model, not a curated record. The coding region runs from base 1 to 1794 and encodes 597 amino acids.
AUGCCCAAAUUUCCCGUUUUAAUCGCUGGAGCUGGUCCGGCUGGCAUGCUCCUUGCUAUGCAGCUGGCGAGAAAUGGUGUCCGGAGCAUGCUUAUUGAGCGCAAUUCCACAACUACAAAAUGGCCCAAGAUGGAUGUCACUAACUGCAGGAGUAUGGAGCUUUAUCGAAGGCUGCGUAUUGCGGAUGGCUUCCGAGAACAAGGUGUCAAUCAAGACUAUUCUCUCAAUGUCUUGUUCAGUACCGGCCUAUCUGAUGGCGGGGAGUUAGUAAGCAGAUGGGAUCUUGCAUCUCCAAAUGAGUGGAGAGACCGUAUCAACUCUCAGAACGACGGGUCCAUGCCAAGAGAGCCUUACCAGCGAUGCAGCCAAAGUAUCUUCGAGGCUUGGCUGAAGGAGCAAAUCGAGUCAGAGCCCUUGGUUUCUAUGCAUUUCGGCCUUCGAUUUGAGAGCUUUCAAGAGACGCAAGGUGGUAUUGAAUCAAUUGCAAUCGCUGCAGAAGACGGCAAAAAGCACACCAUCUUGAGUGACUAUCUUGUGGGAUGCGAUGGAGCAGGUAGUAAGGUACGCAGAUGUCUGGGAAUUGAGAUGAUUGGUGGUCCGACGCCGGCAGCUAUGUUCCUCGUACAUUUCAAGUCUCGAGAUCUCUCCAAGCUUCACAAGCAAGGCCAAUUUUGGCACAUCUUCUUUACCACCGGAGCCGUCAUCAUAUCUCAAGACGAAGUUGACACUUGGACCGUGCAUCUUCCAAUCUCUCUAGACACGGACUGGAAAUCACUUGAUCCUGAAAAGGUCAUCGCCCAAGUGCUCGGCGGUUCUGGAGAUCCCUACCCUAUUAAAGUGGACGAGGUACUUGUAUCUAGUUCUUGGCGCCCAAGUAUCGCUGUUGCAGAUUGCUUUGCUUCGGAGUCCCUGCGGGUCUUCCUAGCCGGUGACUCGGCACAUCAGAACAUUCCUACUGGGGGCUACGGUAUGAACACUGCUGUGGGCGACAGCUUCGACCUUGGUUGGAAACUCGCUGCCGUCAUCAAUGGUGGUGGUGGAAGCCAUCUGCUACGGUCAUAUGAGAUGGAGAGAAAGCCCAUAGCCAUUCAAAACAUCGAACGCUCUGGAGUACAUCUCAAGGUUCAUCAGGACUAUGUUGGCUGGGUCGCAGAAGCUGGUCCAGGUGUGAUCCUUUCACAGUCAACAGAGGCCAAGGAGCUCAAAGAAAAGAUCCAUCGCCAUGUUCAAGAGCAUCCAAACGAGAAUCAAGACCACGGAAUUGAGAUGGGGUACCGGUACAACAACUCACCUAUCAUUGUGAGAUCAAAAGACGCAAGCAAAGAGCCCGAAUGGAACCAUCGGAACUACUUCCCCUCCACGUGGCCAGGUGCACGCGCUCCGCACGUGUUUCUAAGUGAUGGAAACACCAGCAUCUUCGAUCUUUUCGGACAAGGCUUCACUUUGGUUGACUUCACUCAGGAUGGUAAAUGGGCUGCACAGUUUGCGGAGUCUGCAAAGCGCCUCGGUAUUCAGCUAAAGCCAGUUCAUCUCCCGCAAGAAACGACUGCGCGAAAGAUUUGGGGCAGAGAUGCUGUGCUCAUCCGUCCUGAUGACUUUGUUGCUUGGAGAGCGACAGAAGAAGGAUACGAGGAAGACAUUGAAUCCAUACUGAAUGUCGCAGCAGGAUAUAAGGCCGCUGAUGUUGGUGCAACGAUGCAUAUACCUAAGGACAUCAAAACUGAGGGUUUUACAUCUACUGUAGGAAACGUAAAGCAGGAUGGUAUCAAGCUCACAGCAGCAUUUCAAAAGUAG